Argentina anserina (silverweed cinquefoil) is the source of this 593-nucleotide messenger RNA. Its product is annotated as heat shock factor-binding protein. Gene Ontology annotation, cellular component: cytosol; nucleus. The transcript has 5 exons. The record is from RefSeq and is a predicted model, not a curated record. Lineage: Eukaryota; Viridiplantae; Streptophyta; Magnoliopsida; Rosales; Rosaceae. The coding region runs from base 125 to 397 and encodes 90 amino acids. Gene Ontology annotation, biological process: cellular heat acclimation. Gene Ontology annotation, molecular function: transcription corepressor activity.
CUUCUGCUUGAGUAACUUCACUAAUCCAAAUUUCCAAUAUUCCCAAAUUUACCAACACCCACGCACAUCUCCUCUCCGCACUCAACAGCCGCGAACCCUCCAAAACCUCGGCUUCGUUCCAAUCAUGGAUGGACGUGAUACAGAGGACCCGAAACAAAGCACUGCUGAUAUGACAGCUUUUGUGCAAAAUCUUCUCCAGCAGAUGCAAACCAGGUUCCAGACAAUGUCUGAUUCCAUCGUCACAAAGAUUGAUGAGAUGGGCAAUAGGAUUGAGGAGUUGGAGCAGAGCAUCAAUGAUCUCAGAUCUGAAAUGGGAGUGGAUCGCUCGCCAUCUCCUUCAACCCCUUCAAAGCCCAAGGUAGAAACCAAGUCGGGCGAUGAUUCAGCCAAUGAGUAGCUUUGGCAUGGGACCUCAGUGUUCUGUAAAUCUCGAUAGUAUCUGUUGAGUGCCUGAUUCCGAGUAUUUGUCGUGCUUUUCUAUUUUGAAAUACGCUACAUACUGUAUCUCGAAGCAGAUUAGUGUUGAUGGCUUUGUACACAAACCAAGUUUGGUUCUCAUUUUCCGGGAAAAAAUUUAGGGUAUAUCAGUACUA